This is a messenger RNA of Tarenaya hassleriana, 2034 nucleotides long. Its product is annotated as dnaJ protein ERDJ3A. The record is from RefSeq and is a predicted model, not a curated record. The transcript has 7 exons. Lineage: Eukaryota; Viridiplantae; Streptophyta; Magnoliopsida; Brassicales; Cleomaceae. Bases 73 to 1770 code for a protein of 565 amino acids.
CGAAACCGUUAGAGAUCGAUAAACAUUGCUCCGAAAUCCGAACGAGAAGAAGAUUGAAGAUUUGUUGUUGGGAUGUUGAAUACGCGGUUGGUGAUCUUGUCGGCUCUCGUUUCUACAUUGUUGGUGUUGUACGCCGGAGCCAAAACCGUUGAUCCUUACAAGGUUCUAGGGGUUGAUCGUAAUGCAAGUCAACGUGAUAUUCAGAAAGCUUUCCACAAGCUCUCUCUGAAAUAUCACCCGGAUAAGAACAAAAAUAAAGGUGCUCAACAGAAGUUUGCAGAGAUCAAUAAUGCUUAUGAUAUAUUGUCAGACGAAACGAAAAGGAAAAAUUAUGAUCUAUAUGGAGAUGAAAAGGGGCAUCCUGGGUUUGAUGCUGGCUCUCCCGGAGGUAACGGGGGUUAUACGUUUACACAAGGCGGGCAAGGACAGAGCGGGUUCAAUUUCAGACCAGGUGAUUGGCAGAAUAUGGGUGGAGGAGGCGGCUCAAAGUCUUUCUCUUUCUCCUUUGGUGGACCUAGUUCGAGUUCCUUUGAUUUUGGUCUAGACGACAUCUUUUCCAUGUUUUCUGGCGGCGGUCAAUUCGAAGGAGAGGAUCAGUUUGGCGGUUCCCGUGGUUCGUCAAGGGCUGAAUCCAGAUCCAGGAGCAGCUCCACGAAAAUCAGAACUAUAAAUUCACGGGUUUACAGAAAAGAAAUUCUGGACCAAGGGAUGACUUGGCUUGUGCUGUCACAUUUGCCUUCCCUGAGGGGAACCGAGUAUCAUGAAUCGAUUAUAGAAGAAGUUGCUGAUUCUUUGCAAGGAGCUAUAAAGGUUGGACGUGUAAAUUGUGAAACUGAAUCCUCUCUUUGCAAACAACUCGGCUUACAUCCUCGUAAAGCUCCUAGGUUGUUUGUUUAUUCAUGCGCAUCUAGUGGCAAAGGCGCCUUCUUAGAGUACACAGGAGAGAUGAUUACAAAGAAAGUGAAAACCUUUUGCCAAGAACAUCUGCCAAGAUUCUCAAAAAGGGUCAACCUUAAUGCCUUUGACUUUUCUGCGGUUAGCUCUGGAAGAACCCCUAAAGUCAUGCUUUUAUCAACGAAGAAAGAUACGCCUGUCAUCUGGCGUGUGCUUAGUGGCUUGUACAGUGGGCGCUUCAAUUUUUAUGAUUCAGAGGUUAUUGAUGCUUCUGAUCCUGAGGUGAAGAAGUUGGGUGUGGAUGCACUCCCAGCUAUAGUCGGCUGGUUAUCGGACGGGGAGAAGCAAGUCUUGAAAACAGGUAUCACUGUGAAAGAUUUAGGAUCGGCUAUCCAGGAUCUUGGUAAAUUACUGGAAGGAUUCGAGAAGAAGAACAAGAAGGCCUCUUCAAGCCAAUCACAGGGAGAUUCUAUGGAGAGGGUACCUCUCCUUUCGAGCUCGAACUUUGAAUCUGUGUGUGGGGAGAGCACUCCUGUUUGCAUCAUUGGCGCCUUCAGAUCUUCAAAGGGCAAAGAGAAGUUGCAGUCAGUAUUGUCCAAGGUUUCACAGAAAACACUGUCUCGAGGACAAAGCGAUCAGGACAAGGUAUCAUACUCGGUACUGGACGCAACAAAGCAAUCAUCGUUUAUGAACGCAUUCGACAGAUCAGAGUUCAAAUCGUCGGAGAUGCUACUGAUAGCUUACAAGCCACGAAGGGGUAAGUUCGCAACGUACAGAGGGGACAUUACAAUGGAGGAAGUCGAGAAAUUCAUUGGGGCCGUCCUUAAUGGGGACUUGCAGUUCACAAAGACGAGACAGAAGCCUCGGAUCAAAUGAAGCUUUUUCACCCCUUAGUGUUAGAUGUACAUUAUUAUACAUAAGAAAAAUGUAGUUUUUUUUACUCGGCUAAAGCCUAAAGGCAAAAGCAUCUCUAAUGGCUCGUUGCUUGUGUUGCAAGGUACUAGUUUCAUGAGCUUUAUGCGGCGAUAGAACAAAUCCACCUUGUAUGUUCUGAAAAGGGUUAUACGAGAAAUAUGAACUUGGAGUUCAUGUACACACAUACAUAUGUACAAUUUCUGUAUGGCGCUCUCAUUAUUCUUA